AUGUCGAAUGUUCGGCCUGUCCCCGUCAACGCUGUGUCGCUUCUCGAGCCGUCAAAAGCACGUUUUCGCGUUUCUAUAAAAGAUUAUGGGAGGAGAAUCGAGAAGAAGGUUUUUCAGCGUAUUCUUCUUCCGUUUCAACAAGCAAAUGUGGAAACGGAGCGCUUGCCUGGGGGGCCCGGGCUUUACCUCGCAGCUUCCGCCAAGCUGGUUCAUGCUUUGGGUGGUUUUGUUUCUGUUGACAGCGUUGUCGAUGAAGGGACUGAGUUGACAGUAAAUUUUGCUUUUGUUGACAAUUUUGAACCAGGUCGAACUAUUGCAACAGCUUUGAGUGAUGCAACGAUUUUUUCGUGGGCUCCGACAUAUGGCAAGCGGACCAUGUGCAAUGCACGCUCCGACAUCAUCACAUUACUUUCGUCUGCUGCAAAGAGCUGA
Phaeodactylum tricornutum CCAP 1055/1 is the source of this 432-nucleotide messenger RNA. RefSeq lists its product with no specific name. The transcript has a single exon. The record is from RefSeq and is a predicted model, not a curated record. Lineage: Eukaryota; Bacillariophyta; Bacillariophyceae; Surirellales; Neidiaceae. The coding region runs from base 1 to 432 and encodes 143 amino acids.